Molecule: messenger RNA, 2012 nt
Organism: Sinocyclocheilus anshuiensis
Lineage: Eukaryota; Metazoa; Chordata; Actinopteri; Cypriniformes; Cyprinidae
Product: L-2-hydroxyglutarate dehydrogenase, mitochondrial-like
Exons: 10
Coding region: 155-1498 (447 amino acids)
Molecular function (GO): (S)-2-hydroxyglutarate dehydrogenase activity
Source: RefSeq, a predicted model, not a curated record
GUGCGUCAGGGGCGGGGUUACAAAGGAAAGAAUCAGCGUCCUAACAGAGAGAAGAUUCCUUUACUCGAGAAUAAACCGUACCGGGUCACUAGCACUAUGAUUACACGGUUAUAAUAAGUCUGUUAGGAAAAGUGAAAACGUAAUUUGUGGAAUAAUGAUACGAACUUUCGGUACCGGAUCUGUGUGCGCACGCUUAUUGACACGGGGAUCAAAGUAUGCAACGUGCAGAGCUGCACACCACAGCGGCUCAUUUGAUGUUGCUGUUAUUGGUGGAGGGAUUGUUGGACUGGCCUCUGCCAGAGAGCUGAUCCUCAGGCACCCAAACCUCACCUUUACUCUGCUGGAGAAAGAAAAGGAGCUUUCUCUCCAUCAGACAGGUCAUAACAGUGGUGUGAUCCACUCUGGGAUAUACUACACACCAGGCUCUCUGAAGGCCCAGCUUUGUGUUCGGGGAGCCAUGCUAACAUAUCAGUACUGCCAGAAGAAAGGUGUGCCUUAUAAGAAAUGUGGCAAGCUUAUCGUAGCAGUGGAGAGAGAGGAGAUCCCCCGUCUGAAAGCUCUAUAUCAACGCGGUCAGGUGAACAAUGUACAAGAUCUCCGUCUGAUUGACGCCAAGGCCAUCCGAGAGAAAGAGCCGUACUGCAGGGGCAUCAUGGCAUUAGACUCUCCAAACACAGGGAUUGUUGACUGGCAGUUAGUAGCUCUGACCUACGGUAAGGACUUCCAGGAAGCAGGUGGCACUGUGAUAACUGACUUUGAAGCAUCUGACAUUAAGGUGGCGGCAGAAAGCGCAGCUGGGAGUGCUGAAGGUCUGAAAUAUCCCAUUAUCAUCAAAAGCUCACAGGGGAAGGAGGUGAGGUGUCGGUUUGUGUUGACGUGUGGAGGCCUUUACUCUGAUCGGCUGUCUGAGAUAUCUGGCUGUAGUUCAGAGCCCCGUAUCGUUCCCUUCAGAGGAGAUUACCUGGUGCUUAAGCCAGAGAAAAACUACCUGAUCAGGGGCAACAUCUACCCUGUGCCAAACCCACGGUUCCCGUUUCUUGGAUUCCAUUUCACUCCUCGUAUGGACGGUAGCGUCUGGCUUGGCCCAAACGCUGUGUUGGCUUUUAAACGAGAGGGGUAUAAACUCUUUGACUUCGACACACAAGACUUCAUUAAUGCGGUCUCCUACAGGGGUCUGCAGAAGCUGGUAAUGAAGAAUAUUGUGUAUGGAAUGGGAGAAAUAUAUAGAGGUGUGUUUACCAGUGCUCAGGUAAAGAACCUGCAGAAGUUCAUACCUGAACUGAGCCCCAGUGAUGUCCUCAGGGGGCCGUCUGGUGUGCGUGCACAGGCUUUGGAUGCUGAAGGAAACCUGGUGGAUGAUUUUGUGUUUGACGGUGGGAAGGGAGAGCUGGGCAGCCGGAUUCUGCAUGUACGCAAUGCCCCGUCACCCGCUGCGAGCUCCUCCCUGGCCAUCGCUGAGAUGAUCGCUGAUGAACUGGAGAAAAGAUUUCAACUGUAGACAUACCUCAGAUGACGCUGCCAUAACCUUGAUUACACUCUCACUCUUAUACUUCAAUUCAGAGGAUAAAAGAAUAAUUAUAGAAGAAGUUUUACUUUUAUACUAGUGCGGAACAGUAAUGAUGUAAAGAGAUUUCUGGUGCUCUUUUCUAAUGCAUCUUCUGAAAAUGAUGCAGAUUUUAGGAAAUGUUGGGUAACUCUUGUUAUAUCUUUGUAAAUCUGAUGAUUUGUGAGGAAAAAGUCUUAAAAGUAACUGCCUUAAAAUAAUGUACAAAUGUAGUUGCCUCUUAAGAGAAUGCAUUCACUCCAUAUCUGAAUGACAAAUUCUUUUAGUUGAUGGGUCUUCAAAUUAUAUCUGACCUCUAAUGUCUGAAGGAAGUUAUUUAAAAACAGCUCUUCUGAUUUGUUCAUUGUAGAACCAUUGUCUAUAACAAUAUUUGAAGGUCUGAUUCUCCUUGUAUUUGUAAAUUAAAUUUCCAGGAUUCCAGAAGUUAUAGAAGCUGAAUGUUCUUUAG